CAGAGGCUCCUUCGUUCCUCCUGAAUUUGACAACACGGGCAGCACGUUUGAGGGCCAUGUUUACUCUCUGGGCUCUACGCUCUCUGCCGCACUGAACUUUGUCGUCGAGCCAGAGCUGGAGGCAGAGGUGGGGGAAGAAAUGGAGAAGCUGCUGCAGCAGAUGAUGGAGGAGAAGCCUGAGGACAGGCCUCUCCUGGAGGACCUUCUCACGCUGGCUGAAGCGAGGCUGUCUCCCACCUCCCCGGCAGCUGUGUGCCGGAAACUGUCUUCUGUUGGUCGGCGGGUGCUCUCCAUAGAAUCAGUAUCAACCUUUCAAGAUGGACGAGAAGGCUCCUGGGAGGCGAGGUGGCAGCAUCCCGAACCCAGGCGCCUGCUGAAACGGCCCUGCUGGGACGACAACGGCGAAGACCCGUGUGCCGGCUGUUCGGUCAGAGAAAAUGGUCUGUCCAGGCAGCAGGUGUGCGGCGGCUGGGAUUCCUCUCUCUGGGCGGACGACAUGGACGCCGCUGAAGGUGACGGCGUGAUAUUUGCCGACGAGUUGGACUGCAGGUCCCACAACAGCUCCCCGGUGAGGCGGAGAGCCCAGCAGAGGCCGAACAGGGUGAGGGGGGCUCUGAACCGCUCCUGCUCCGUCCCGGACUCCAACAACCCCCCUUGUCCGUCCCCGUCCGCCCACGGGGACAUCAGCGUACCUGUGUCCGACCUCACGGAGAUCGGCACGCACGGCCAGCGGGGCUGCACGUCCGCGUGGAGCAACGCGCUUCAAAGACUCAACCGGGGCCGCUCCUGUGAGCCGGACCCGCACAGCGGCGCCGAGGAUUGUGGGAACCAAGUGUCACCGGCAAGGGAAGUGGCUGCAGAGACGUUGUCCAGCGGGGAUACGAAGGUCAAAGGGUACCUUGAAUCUAAGGACUGCACACAUGAUUUGCCAUUUUUCCGCACUCCCUGUCGGGAGAUGGAGAUGGAGGAGGACCAGAGCCUCUAUGUUCCCAACAACUACAUGACCAAAAGCAUGCUGUGCCUCAAUGAAGAAUCUCAGGAUGAGUGGAUCUCUCUGAGAGAGUUACUGACUCUGUGUGGGCGGCGGCUGACGGUGGAUGAGCUCUGGGCUCUGUGUUACACCUGCCUCUCCUCCCUGCAGACCUACACUGACUUCCCAGCCUAUCUAUGCCUGGACACGCUGCAUGUGGGCUGCGAUGGAGAGGUACUUUUCCUGAAACCUAAAAACAUCGGAUCCCGAGAUGCAUUUUAUCUUGCUCCAGAAUAUCAAGAACACGGAAUUGUAACUGAGAAGGUUUGUGUCUACGCGGUUGCUGCUAUUCUUUGGGCUGCAGCCAAGUUCAGUUUAUCACCCAAUCAAAAACUGGCGGUUCCCCGUAAACUGAAGAGACUGCUGAUGGAGAUGGCAAAGAGGACGGCCAUCGAGAGACCGACCAUCGCCGCGGCCAAAAAAAGCUGUCGUGACUACUUAUCACGUCGAGGGACGAAUGCUGAAGCCGUGUGGAACAACCUCAUCAGCAGAGUCCACCCGCCAGCCUCCAAAUCUACCGACGCAGAUGGUUUGAGUGCAACUGACACUCAACAAAGCUCAUGGGCAGAGUCUGCAGGAGACACCGGCUUUGUGCCAAUGGCCACUGAGAGCCGGCUGGCUCCUGUGCCUGGCCCUGUUCCCCACAGCUUCCCAGAGGCCUUCACCUCCGCCGCCACACACUUCACCCCCAUCAUCCUGACAAAUGAGUGGAGCUCGGAGGAGGGGGGCAGCCGGCACAUUGGAGCGGUCAUUGAAAGGACAAAAAGCAGUGAAGACACGCAGGCAAAGGGCCUUGAUCCCCUUCCACCCUUUCGCUCUGACUCUCCUGAACCUGAUCUACACGCACAGGAGUUGCCUGUUCGUCAUACAGUCAUAACCACAACCUCUGUCGACAAUUUGCCGGUCAACUCUACUUCCACUCUCCCCAAUAUGUCCUUUCUUGAAGUCUCUCUUCCUCCACCAUCACCAUCUGAACUUGGGACUCGUGGCAUUUUCAACAAUUACCUUUUCCGUCAGGAUCCCACAACGGGACGCCUUUGCUUAGUGCCUGUGCAGGUCCGGCCUCCAGAGUCUCUCCUCGGGUUGGAUAUGAAUCUCUCCCUCGUGCCGCGGCCUUUGCGGGGACAGAUCGCAGGUCCGGAGAGCGUUGACGGCCCAUUCAUCAAACGUUUGCAUGCGCCCGGGAGGCCUGGACCCCGCGAUUGUGGCCCGCCGUCAUCCCAUUUCAACGGCGGCUCCGUCCUUCCUGACGGCGCCCUGGAUCGCGGGGUACCGAGAGCUUGCAGUGGACAAACAAAUCCAGGGACACAAGACUCGGAGUCCAUCCCCCCCGAAGUCCACCCUGCCAAGCUGCUCGGCGGAGACCGCUCGCUUGACGGGCAUUUGGCCGACGAACACGAGGACAUCGGCCUGGGGAAGUGCAUCUUCUCUCUGAAGGACUUCCAGUACCCGGCGUUUGCCAGCGUUGUGAAGGAGAAAUUUGGCGAUCUGUACUGGGAAGACGACUUGCUUGCUGUGCUGCACUGCCUGGUUAGCUGCAGCCCGUCCCCGCUCGGCUCUAAUGAGGAGGCUCCAUCAAAGGCUGUGAAUCGGGCGGCGCUCCCUCCACCCUUGGUAGCCGCCGCACGCAGAGCGGGGAGAGAAGUUAUCCGUCUCCACCUGGAUGGAAACGCUCACGCGUCCGGUCCUGCUGCUGUGGGUUGUGAGGCUCUGCCCUGUCAUGGGGGAGAGGAGGCUCCGCUCAAAGAUCUCCAUUUAAGAGCAGGGGAGAGUCUACGCUGCAUCUUUCAAGGCAUGAGUGCUGGCAGUUCGGAAGCGGUGGCCAUGGAGGGAGGAGGGCGUGAAUCCGCGGGGGGCAGCGAUAAAAGCCCCUCCGAAGUGGAGUUUCCUUCGGGGAAAGGGGAAGAUGAAGAGAUGAGCCCCGACCGCUCCGAGGAAAUGGAGGACAGCGAGUCUCUGGUGUCGGAGCGACUCGUCUCCCCCGGAUCCAGAGCGGAGGGGCCUCCGGCCUUCAGCUCCGGCCCAACCUGGGCCUCGGCCUUCUUUGGGGAGGAGUGCUUCGGUCCUGAGGUGAUCCAGUACGCUGUGAAUCUGGGGCAGCACACGGGAUCUCCGGGCCUGGAUGUGAAGACACAGGAACUGCAGCAGCAGCUGAUGAUCGAAACAAGGAAUCUGAAGAAAACACAAAACUUCUUCCAGAAGCUGAUUCAACAAGAGAGGAAAAACAAAGGUGAAAACAAACAGAUGCUGUCCAAACUCAAGUCCCAGCUGGAGGAACUCCGAUCCAAAGUAGUCUUCCUAGAUUGCGUGAAGAAAUACCUCGAGGUUCUCAGUGUGGACGAGUGGGGUGUGGACGUUUCAUUACUGCCUGCUUUGGCUGUCUGUGGACGUGGAUCUUUGGACCUCCAGUCCUCUGAGGACUCCUCUGUCCUGAGCUUUGGUACCAGCAAAGGCAAGAGGGCUCUGCAAGCUGGUUCUCCUCUGGGCCUCAUGGCUUACCUCUAUGCCAGAAACGCAGCGGUGGACGGCUUCAUCCAGCAGUUUCUGUACACCUAUCGUUUCCUCUGCACGCCCAAGCAGUUACUGCAGUUCAUAAUGGAUAAAUUCAUCGGUGCCGCCAGACAAGGUCCAGACAUGUCGGGAGACGCCGUGAAGAUCUUCCAUCGCAGUUUGGACUUGCUCCAGCUCUGGAUAACCGACUGUAAACAGGUGGACUUCAUGCCGAUGUCCGACCUGGUGGACACGUUAGAGCGCUUCCUGAAUACCGAGGUGAUUCCUUUAGACAGCCGAGGGGAGGCCCUUCUCGCCGCUCUCCACAGCCCCGCUCACAGGACUUUGAUCCGAGGAAACCAAGUCAGCUUUGAGGAAGAUGAUUUUUCUAUGUGUUUGCAUUCCUCUACUGACGACCUCGGGAGAAAGUGGAGAUUCUCCAGAGCGGUGGAGCCCUCCGCCUCCCUGCCUAAAGACAAGGCCUUCUCCAUCGCCGCAGCCCUGCCGGUGCCGUGCCGCGGCUCCCUGGCGGACGACCCCCCCGCCGCCUUCCUGCAGAGUGAGGAGAGACUCCCCUUCAGCCGCAACGAGAAGGGGGCGCAGCACGUGACCCAGCAGCUCACCUUGCUGCAGCAGGAGAUGUUCAAAGGGUGUCAUCCGGUUCAUUUUCUCAACUCCAGAAUCCAGGGGGUGGGGGGCAAGGUCUCGAGCCCCAACAAGAAUGUGUCUCUUCACAUCCCGCCAGCAGAGGGCAGCAGACUACUGGAGUGUGAGGAGGCACCAUCAGACAGCCGCCUCCAGCAGCUGCUGACGUAUGCUGACGGUGUGGCCAACUGGAUCUCCGCUGAGGUAGUCAGCUGCGACUCCGUCAAGACGCAAGUUGCUUUGCUGACCAAGUAUCUAUGGGUGGGAAAACACUGCUACGAGGCGAGGAACUUCGCCACGGCCAUGCAGGUCCUCGGAGGUCUGGAUAACGUGAUUGUCAGGCAAUUACCAGCUUGGAAACAUCUGUCUUCCAAGGUGUGCGAGAUCCUGGAGGAGCUGCGAGCUGUGCAGGUGUUCCUGAAGAGUGACGACCUGUGCCUGAUGGGGGGAGAACACGCGAGGAGGAGGCCCACCCUGCCGUCGGCGCACAUCCUGGCCAUGCACGUCCAGCAGCUGGAGAUCGGAGCCUUCACGCUCACUACUGGAGCUUACAAGUGGACCAAGCUCAGGAGCAUAGCAAAGGUUGUGAGUCAGGUCCACGCCUUCCAGGAGGCUGUGUACCCCUACAGCCCCGACCCGGAGCUGCAGGCCUACCUCCGGCGCCGCAUCGCCCGACUCGCCACCUCUGACAUCCACCUCUUGGCCGCCGAGAACGACAGCAACUUCCAUCAGUCCAGCGAGCGCCAAACGCGGAGGAUCCAGGACCAGCUGAGGAGGGUCAAGGCCACUUUCCAAUGAGCCCUGACCCAGUGGAGAACUGGAAAACUUUGUCAAAUGUCCAGAGUUGGUCAAGGGGCCCAUAGCUAAUGUCAGUAAAUCAGUUCAUACUCUCGGGCAAACUUUAUUUAAAAACCCCAAGAGGUAGUUUGCCACAGUUAAUAUUAGCAAUUUGGGGGAAGAUUUUCAUUUUCAAUGAUUCUUGACUCAUAUACAGACAUUUUUAAUCAUUAUUUGUGAUUGAUCUGACACAGAAAACUUGGGAAAGUGUGUCAUUCAAUCAGGGGAACAUUGGGGAGAUUUCAUAGAAAAGUGACUGAUUUGGGAAGCGAGACAAACCUGUAUUUAAUUUAAAGUGUUUAUUGAUCAGAUAUUUUGCUAACAUACAAAGUGUAGUUGCUCUUUAUUGAACAAAUGAGAUUUAUAGGACUAUUUGUAAAUUGAUAUCUCAAUUUAAAUCCCAUUCAAACAGCAAAUGGUGAUGUGAUUUAUUAUCAACAAAUGUGUCAUGCAGGGCCAAAGCAAUGCCUCUGUCAGAGAAAAAAAUACAACCUAAUGAGAUGUCAUUGAGGGAGGAUGCUCGGUUUUUCUAUUUUCUUGUUCUCUCUCCCUCUCUGCCUCUCUCUCUCUCUCUCUCUCUCUCUCUCUCUCCCCUCUAACGGUCUUCUGCCACCAAGCACACUGGAGAUGGAAUGGAAGAUUUGCUUAAUUCAGGCCAAAUAAAUGCGAUUUUAUAAGCCACCUCUUGCCAAAGUGCGUUAAUGUCAGACGGUGUCCAUGGUUCCGUGGCAGGUUACACAACAGUGGUCUGUUUGGGAAUGUGAAUUUUUUUUAAGGGCGCUCUCGUGUAGGGAGACAAAGUACAGCAUUGUGAACUUUAACGUGCUUUCUGGCAUUUGCUCGCCUUAAUCUUCAGUGGAGGAUUCGUGUAAUGGUUACGUUGUAUUUCAAGCCAUUAAGACGAUUGCAUGUGCAAAGCUGAAGCACCUUAAUGUUUCAGCUUGCACAUCUGAUGAAGAGGAUUACAUACAUUUUUGUGUCAAAUGGUCUGUUAUAGUUGUUAUACUGUCAUAGUUUAAUAACUUAAAUCAAAUUGUUUGUAUUUGUGAUUUGAGAGGGUGGUGCAUCAGAGCAACUCCAACACUGAUGUCAGUCAUUUUGAAUGCAAAUUGACUGAUUAUGGCUAUUUCAAGCGGGUAUUUCUAGUUGUACUAUAAAUAAAGGACUGACUACACCA
This is a messenger RNA of Gasterosteus aculeatus aculeatus (three-spined stickleback), 6179 nucleotides long. Lineage: Eukaryota; Metazoa; Chordata; Actinopteri; Perciformes; Gasterosteidae. The record is from RefSeq and is a predicted model, not a curated record.